AUGUAUUUCAAUGAUCACUAUCUAGAUGGGUUUGAAUUCGGGUUGAGAUUGAGAACAGAGAACAGACUUUUAAGAGAAAGGAUUGAUAACUUGGAGGCCGAGACAGCUUCCCUGGCGGAUAGGUUGGUGCAGGAUCAGGUCAAAAACAUUGAGAAACACGGCAGACAAAAUGACGACGACGACAACAACAACUCCGACGGCAGUGGCAAUGAUGACGAAGCGACCUGCAAACGUCUGCGUGGGCAGAUAGAGGAGUACGUUGCGCGGGAGAUCUCCCACCUGGCCAGCAUGCAGGACAUGAAGAUGAGGAUUGCCGAGCUGGAAAAGCAGCUGCAGCAGGAUCCAGCACCAUCCUCCUCUUCAACGUCAUCCUUCCCUUCACCAUCGGGCAGUCAUCACCACCAUCACCACGUGGUAGACAUCAGAGAGUUGCAGCAGCAGUUGGUUCUCAGCAAGUUGAGGGAGGCAGAAACGAACUCGUCUGCCAAGGAACUCGAGAGGAAAGUUCUCGAACUUGAUAAGUAUUGGCAGACUCACCUAGCUCUAACGAACAGUCCUGACCCUGGCAAGACGAAAGUUCAAAAGGCCAAACUGCAACUGCUGACAGAAGAACUUCUUUCAACAAAACUUAAGGAAGCCUUUUAUAUCAACGAACUCAUGGGCCUCAAGGUCAAGGUUGUUGACCUCGAGACAAAAAUUCACGUGGACGAGCGGCUGAUCAGAAAAUUAGAGGACGAAGUUGAAGCAUUGAAGGUCAAACUGUCAGCCUACGAAACGAAAGAGAUUGAAUAUGAAACCGAGAUACGUGGUCUGCAGAGACAACUCUCCAAGAACCAGACCAAGAACGAGGAGUUGUUGGCAGCCGAGAAGAUCAGCCACAGGGACAGCAGCCACAACAAGUUGGUCAGCAUCACUGACAUCGAUGUCAAGAUAGAGGAUCUCCACCAACAGAUUAUUCAGCUUAAACAAAUCAAACGCUUACGAAUGUCAGCCGCUUCCACGCCGACCUCCGACGCCACCAACUGCAACAGCCACAACAACGACAACACGACAACUCAACACACGGACGACAACAUAAACAACAGCGUGAACAAUCUCUCUCUCUUAUCUUCAUCAUCUCACUGGAACAACAACAUGGAGUCGGACAGUGACACCGAAGAUUUUGAAAGGUACAAACUGACGGACUGCACCUUCUCCAACUACCAGCUGCCAUCUCCAAUCACUGCCAGAAAGAUGUUCGGACCUGAUUUUGAUUUGUUUGCUGCACCUGGAACAGCGUCAGAUGCAGCUACGUUGAAGAGAAAGUCUGCAGCUUCUUCCGCCAACCACAGCAGCCACAACUACCGGUGUAUUAAUAAAAAUGUUGAGAAUGGUGACAGUAGUAAUGAUUUCAGUGAUAAAAACGAAAGUUGUGGUGAUGGUGAUGAAAGAGAUGAUGUGGAUGGUGGUGUCGGGGAAUCGAAGACCAAGGCAGGGAGGUUAAGGUCACUGGAUAGUUUGAUAGAAAAUGAAAGAACAAAAUCUGUACCAGUAUCGUCAUCAUCAUCAUCACCGUCAUCAUUGCUGCUGUCAACAUCAACACCGUCAUCAUCAUCAGCUGCAUCGGAUACUGCAACAUCUGUUAUGAUGAUGAGGAUCGUCAGUCUGAAGAACCAGAUCAAUGAGAGUAUGAGAAAAAACAAAUACAACGCUAACAAUGACGAUGACGAAGACAAUGGUGAUAAUAACCAUCAUCAUCAUCAUCGUCGUUAUUAUCACGAUCAUCAUCAAAACCUCCAUAGCAACAAUUCUUUAGACCUGUCGGUCGAGUUUAAACCGGAUGUGGAGUCCAGUCCGCUACUGACUCGUCCGACUGGCAGCAACGACAUCAACAGCAUCAUCAACAACUACAACGAUGACAACAAUAACAAUGGAAACAGCACAAGUGGCAACAAACACAACAACAAAAUAACAAGCAACGAUGAGAAUGAUUGUGAUAAAAAGGAUGACAACAACAACACAAACAACAACUUUAAAGAUUCGGCCAUAGACGUCAGCGAACUACUUGUCGAUAGAAACGCAACAAACAACAACAGCGUAAACAACAACACCAAUGAUGACUUGAACUACAACAAAAACAACAACAACAAUAUCAAAAGUAGCAAAAACAACAACAGCAACAACAACAACAACGGUAUCAUUGUGAAUGGGUUGCCGACGCCAACAGGCACAAAAAUGUUUCCACCUGCAUUCAUUCCAGACUUACUGAUCAGCAACAACACCAACAACAACAACACCAAUAGCAACAACAAAAACAACAACAGCGAAAACAACAAGAACAAAAACGGCAACAUCAACAACGUCAAAACAUCAACAACAUCAUCUUCGUUCUCCUCAUCGCCGUUUCAUUCGCCAUUAAUUGCCGGCUUGGACCUGCCGGACACAAGUUUGUUCGAAGAAAAAGUGAACUUAGAUUCAAACGCGGGCGUCAUUAAGAUGCAAGACUUCAAAAAACUUCACGAACAUUUCGAAAGUCGUCUACUGGAGGAUAAAAAGGACAGACACCUCAGCUCCAGUCUUGACGUUCUUUCUGUCGUCUGA
Molecule: messenger RNA, 2580 nt
Organism: Helobdella robusta
Lineage: Eukaryota; Metazoa; Annelida; Clitellata; Rhynchobdellida; Glossiphoniidae
Exons: 8
Coding region: 1-2580 (859 amino acids)
Source: RefSeq, a predicted model, not a curated record